Messenger RNA from Dichotomopilus funicola, 1008 nucleotides. RefSeq lists its product as uncharacterized. The transcript has a single exon. The record is from RefSeq and is a predicted model, not a curated record. NCBI's taxonomy places the organism in Eukaryota, Fungi, Ascomycota, Sordariomycetes, Sordariales, Chaetomiaceae. Bases 1 to 1008 code for a protein of 335 amino acids.
AUGACGCCUCCCACGAGCUCCACUACCCCACCCUUCAACAUCCUGACCUCAAUGCAAAGACGAGACACCCACCGCUCCUCGCCUCACGACGAGUCCACCCAACACCCUCAGACAAACAACCAAACCUCAGCUCACUCACACCGGGCUCAACUAGAUGGCCCGUCCGCACCCCCGCGCAUUACCAUCGGCCACAACCGCCACCGCCGUGCAGCCAGUGAAGGCGGCGUCUACGACCAUGGCAGCCCCGACGUUGAAGAAGCUCUCAACAUCCCAGUGCAUGACCGACGACACCAUCGGCACGACGCAGACAAAGUACAUCCAGCCGAGGUAGCGGCACUAGUACUUGGGGGCGUCGGGCUUGCAGCGGCGGCCGGGGCGGUCGGCACCGGCGUUGCAGCGAGCGUGGGAGGUGCCAUGGCAGGCGUGGGUGCUGGGGUGGGCGGUGCUAUCGCAGGUGUCGGAGCGGGCGUUGGCGCAGCGAUGGGAGGGGUAGGCGCUGGGAUGGGCGCGGCCCUUGGGGGAGUGGCAAUGGGUGUGAAAGGUGCUAUGGUGGGCGUAGGAGGAGCAGCUGCGGCUACUGCUGCCGCUGCCGCGGGGUUGGGGGUGUUACCGGUCGAGGGUGGGUUGGGGUUCGUCGGUCGGCCGCUGGCGUGGUCACGGUUGCAUGGGCAUUCGCAUUCGUACUCGUGCUUGGUCAGGGAGGCGGUGAGGCGGGUCGGGGGACGGGACUAUGGACGUGGUCAUCAUCAUGAUCACCACCAUCAUCAUGAUCACCACCAUCACCAUCAUGAUCGUCACCACAGGCACGACCGCGUACUUUUCGACGUUGAUUCUGAUUCUGAUUCCGACGGCGAGGAGUACUCUGACCUGGAUGAGGUCGACCCCCUGAUGCUUGGUACACCGGAGUGUGCGAGGCAUGAGUCAAGAGAGGGGCGCAGGAGUCGGUGGGCGAGGUGGCAUGCUGCGAGAGCCAGAGCCAGGGGAUAUUCCUUCGGGGGUUGGCUAUGA